Messenger RNA from Penicillium cataractarum, 201 nucleotides. RefSeq lists its product as uncharacterized. Lineage: Eukaryota; Fungi; Ascomycota; Eurotiomycetes; Eurotiales; Aspergillaceae. The record is from RefSeq and is a predicted model, not a curated record. The transcript has 2 exons. The coding region runs from base 1 to 201 and encodes 66 amino acids.
AUGAGCUCCAACAAUCUCAGCGGAAUUGGCUCUCAAUUCAACGGCAUCGAGACCACCGGACACCCCGACGUGCUCGAUAUCACCCCGAAGCGUACCUCGACCAAAAGCUCCCCCCCUCUCUCCACCACCCGGAACAAAAGCAAGAACUCGCCGCCAUGGAACGCUCCCCUCGGCGCCCCCAAGCCCAAGAGAUCGUCGUAG